GGUAGUUUUGAAUGUGUAUGUUGAUUUUGAGUGACCAUUGGUGCGACAUCUUGAGUGAUGCGCGCGAUCCACGAGCCAACGGGACUUUACGGAUUUACAAUCAGAAUUAUUGAAAGAAGACGAUUGGCGAAAUUUCGGCGCAAACAUUUGGCCCAAGCUUAUCCACUUAUUAACUUGUUAUUUUUUAUAAUUUACUAGACUUAAUGUACUUAAUUAAAUAAUAAACCUUAAAGAUGUCCGUAUUCUUUGUUAAUGCUUACUUUAUUUUGCAUCUGAUCAAAUGAAGAAGUGAAACUUGUAUUAUUCAUUAGAAUGUCUGAAUAUCAAGUUAUUAUAAAUCAAGACAGUGAAGUUGAAGGUGAUUCCAAUGGAGAUCUGCAAAUCACAUCACCAGGAAAUUCUGAAGCUCAACAAGCUUUAACAUCAUUUUGGCCAAAAGUAACAGAAGAAAUAAAAAAAAUCACCAAUGUUGACUUGAAAACACAAUCUUUGCCAUUAGCAAGGAUAAAAAAAAUAAUGAAAUUAGAUGGUGAUGUAAAAAUGAUUAGUGCAGAAGCUCCGUUAUUAUUUUCAAAAGCUGCAGAAAUUUUUAUUCAUGAGCUCACUUUGAGAGCUUGGAUACACACGGAAGAUAAUAAAAGGCGAACGCUCCAAAGAAAUGAUAUUGCAAUGGCUAUAUCAAAAUAUGACCAAUUUGAUUUCCUUAUAGAUAUAGUACCUAGAGAUGAAUUAAAACAAAGUAAAGCUCAAAGUGAAAAUGUUGUCCGUACGUCGAUGAAUUCAGAUCAAGUUCAUUAUUAUUUCCAAUUAGCACAACAACAAGCUUCUAAUCAAACUGUUCAAAACAAUGGAGCGACAGCACAACCAAUACAAAUAAUUCAACCUUCUACGGGUCAAAUACAAACAAUUAAUUUAGGAAGUCCUGUUGAUCAAAAUUCACCUAAUUCUUCUACUGCUCAAACUGUAACUGUUCAGAAUCCUCAACAAUCGGCAGGACAACAAGUGAUUCAACUACAGCAAACGCAAUCACCUUCAUCACAAAGUGGUGGAAUUCAAAUAGUACAACAAAUUGUCACAGCUAAUGGAGAUAUCCAACAAAUACCUAUUCAACUAACUCCUCAACAACUGCAGAUGAUAAGGAUGCAAGUGCAAGGUGGAAGUAAUCAACCGAUAAUAAUCCAAACGGCACCAAUCGCUGCUCAACCACAGCUCAUUCAAGUAACACCAAGCGGUCAAGCUCCUGUAUACCUACAAACUAACGGUACUGAAAACGAAUAACCUCUAUUUUUAAAGCAAUUAUCUAAUUAUCAAUUUUUAAAUCUUAAAAUAUAAUAAUAAAAACUAACAAAUAAAUAUAAACUUAA
Chelonus insularis is the source of this 1364-nucleotide messenger RNA. It is a transcript of the gene Nf-YC, whose product is annotated as nuclear transcription factor Y subunit gamma-like. The record is from RefSeq and is a predicted model, not a curated record. Gene Ontology annotation, molecular function: protein heterodimerization activity; RNA polymerase II cis-regulatory region sequence-specific DNA binding; DNA-binding transcription activator activity, RNA polymerase II-specific. Gene Ontology annotation, cellular component: nucleus; CCAAT-binding factor complex. Gene Ontology annotation, biological process: regulation of transcription by RNA polymerase II. The coding region runs from base 313 to 1278 and encodes 321 amino acids. The transcript is spliced from 6 exons. Lineage: Eukaryota; Metazoa; Arthropoda; Insecta; Hymenoptera; Braconidae.